This is a messenger RNA of Zerene cesonia (dogface butterfly), 1304 nucleotides long. RefSeq names its product cardioacceleratory peptide receptor-like (gene NGR-A26). Gene Ontology annotation, cellular component: membrane. Bases 264 to 1304 code for a protein of 346 amino acids. Gene Ontology annotation, biological process: G protein-coupled receptor signaling pathway. The transcript has 9 exons. The record is from RefSeq and is a predicted model, not a curated record. Gene Ontology annotation, molecular function: vasopressin receptor activity. NCBI's taxonomy places the organism in Eukaryota, Metazoa, Arthropoda, Insecta, Lepidoptera, Pieridae.
UGCGUGCGCCCGCCAGCUGGCAUCCGUACUUUCGCCCGUUGCGAAUUAAAAAAAUAACUUUAAAAAGUAACAGUGUCAAUGAUGUGACGUAAUAAUCGCGUGUUUACAAUUCCAUUUUUAAAUUUAUAUAAGCGUGUCAACGAUGUGAUUGACAGUUUUAUUUUUUAAUUUAAAAGUUUUUGGCGCGCAAUGACAAUGACUAUUUCAGUUGAAAAGUGAAUUGGAAGUUGCCGAAUUUCGAGUCAAGGAUUGCAAAACUCGAAAUGGAGCCAGACCUGUUCGAAGAGAUACAGGGGUCGACACCCCGAUCCCUGGUCACAACCAUCUAUCCAGCAAAUAGUAGUGACACCUCUAAGGAUCUAAAUGUGUACUACUUUUAUGAUUCGAUACAGUUUCCUGUAAUGUGGGUGCUGUUCUUCCUCAUUGUGCUGUUGAAUGCUUCGGUCAUAGCGGCCCUGCUCUGCACUAAUGCAAGGAAGAGCAGAAUGAACUUCUUCAUAAUGCAACUCGCUAUUGCAGAUCUCAUGGUUGGUCUCUUAUAUGUGUUCGUGGAUAUUGUACAGAAGAUCACGAUUGCCUGGCUGGCUGGCGAGUUCAUGUGUAAAAUGGUUAAAUUCCUACAGGCGGUAGUGAUGUAUGCCUCAACAUACGUACUAGUGGCGCUCAGUAUAGACCGAUGCGACGCCAUCACAAAUCCAAUGAACUUUUCCGGCAGCUGGAACAGAGCACGGGCUCUCGUCGCAUCCGCGUGGAUCAUCAGCAUUGUAUUCUCCAUACCUGUCCUUAUUCUAUACGAAGUUAAGGAGGUGCAAGGUCAGCUACAAUGCUGGAUAGACCUAGGCACAACGAAGCGGUGGCAAGUCUGGGUGACAUUAGUGGCUGUAAUGAUAUUCGUGCUCCCAGCGCUUGCUAUAUCAGCCUGCUAUGCCAUCAUAGUGCUCACUAUAUGGACUAAAAGCAAGGCCGUUGUUAUGAGCCCGCCGGUUAAUUCUAGAAGGUUCAAGAAUUGGAGGAAUGGGCAAGCGGAGAGCGAGCCCGAGUCGCGGCGCGCCAGCUCGCGCGGCCUCAUCCCAAGGGCCAAAAUUAAAAGCGUCAAAAUGACGUUUGUUAUUGUUUUUGUGUUCAUCCUCUGCUGGUCGCCAUACAUCCUGUUCGAUCUCCUCCAAGUGUACAACCACAUACCACCGACGCAAUCCAACCUGGCCAUAGCCACUUUCAUCCAGUCUCUCGCGCCGCUUAACUCCGCCGCCAACCCUCUAAUCUGCUGCAUGUUUUCGCCGCAUAUAUAUAGCAGUUUGAGGUAA